AAUGGAUCAAUAAACAGAUGGUGAAGGCAAUUUAGGAAUCUAAGUUCAAGUGGGUGAUCCCAUUGUCAAAAAGGAUGGCCUCAAAAAUUAUGUGGUUUACACACUCAGAGGUUCUGAUAAAGAUGGCUAAUUCGAAGUAUUACGUCGAUUCAAUGAGUUUGAUUGCUAUCGGUAUGUGUGAAUUCUAUGUAGAAUUACUCUUCAGAUACGAUGGCCUGGAUGCUAUAUUCCUCCAUUACCAAUCAAAAAACCAGUCGUAACUAUUCUCAUAUUAUCAAAAGGGAAAUAUGGAUUAAAAGUUCAUUGAUGAAAGAAUGCAUUAUCUCAAUCUCUUUAUGAUGAAGAUGGCAACAAUCCAUCAUUUAUGGUAUUCCGAUGAAACUAAACUCUUCAUUAAAGGUGGUGGCGAUAUUGAAAAAGUAAUUAUUUAUCAUUAUUCCCCUAGUAAUUAGUUGCAUUAUAAAAACCAACUCCUGGUGAUAUCAUCUACAAAUAUGAAACAGUGUUCAAAGAAUUUUCAGGCAAAGAAAUUAAUGAUCAAUUACUCUCUAAGAUUGGCAAUUUCUCCUUGUUCUUAAAGAGAAUACAACCAUAAUUAGAAAUCUUCUAAUAAUAAGCCAAGUAACUUGUGCAAUCAAGGUAAACGUAUUUGUUGUUAUUCUAGAGCUCAAUGUCAAGAAAAUAUGAAUCUCUUGUUAGACUAUUUAAUGCCUGAAUACGAAAAGAAUUGUUUAACUGAGUACGUUGUGAAUCCAGAGAAUAAACUUGUUUUCGUAUAACACAACACAGAAUUAUACCAAUAAUAUGUUUUUUAGUUUCUAAAUUUUAGCGAGCAGCCAAUGAAAAGAGUGCUCUUGAUAAUUUUGCUUUGGCUAUCAAAAUAGAAACAAGAGAUAUUGAUGCUGUCCUAGAAGCUAUACAAUCCAGAGAUAAAUAUGAAUAGAUUAAACAAAACUAUUUGACUAAAUUGUGUAGUUUGAGCAAUGAUAAAAAAGACAUUGAGAAUGGCAAAACUACAUUGAAAUCUUUGUUUAAUUCAAAUAAGGAAGAAUUAAUCCAAAAAACAUAGCAACAAAUUGAUAAUGUAAGAAUAUUCUAAUAAUCCUCAUCUAGAUUUCGAAAGAGAUUGAACAGUUGACUAUACUAUGUGAUAUGAUUACCAUAAUUAUUGGAUAUUUCAUUCUACCUACAUACAAGGUAUUAAUCUAUUGAAUUUAUUUUAAGUAAGAAAAAGAAAAAAAUUAUUACUAAUUAUUAAAACAGAUGGCACAACAUCAAGUUCAAAAAGCCUAAGCAGAGAGAAAUUAUUGGUUAGAUUUAGAUAAAAAUCAAAUGUUCAACGAAGUCUGA
Messenger RNA from Paramecium octaurelia, 1350 nucleotides. The record is from the annotation of a GenBank genome assembly. NCBI's taxonomy places the organism in Eukaryota, Ciliophora, Oligohymenophorea, Peniculida, Parameciidae.